GUUUCCUUCUGUUUUGGAAACCCAAGCUUAGUGAUUUAGUUCCUUGAGAAAUAUUUUAUUGGAAAAUCAAGUGUUACAAAGUGUGAAUCUAAAGGCAUAUAAAGAUGGAAAAGAGGGUCGCCUUGGAAUUAAGGGGAAGGAAUCCUUCACAGGUCAAGGAGUUGAACCUAGACAACUGUCGGAGUACUACCAAUGUGGCUGGUUUGUCAAGUGCAUACACAAACCUGGAAUUUCUCAGUCUCAACAAUGCUGGCCUCACCACUCUUAAAGGUUUCCCGACACUUCCCAAACUGAAGAAGUUAGAGCUCUCUGACAACAGAAUAUCUAGUGGGCUGAACUUUCUCAGCGGAUGCAAGAAGCUCACACACUUAAACUUAUCGGGAAAUAAAAUUAAGGACUUGGAAACUUUGAAGCCUAUUGAGCAUUUUGAGAAUUUAAAGAAUCUUGACUUGUUUAAUAAUGAAGUCACCACUAUUGAAGAUUACAGGAGUAAGGUGUUUGCUUUGCGUCCUUCAUUAAAAUAUUUAGAUGGGUUUGACAAAGACGACAGGGAAGCGGAUGAUAGUGAUGUUGAAGAUGAAGAUGAGAUGAAUGGAAAUGACGACAGUGAAGAGGAUGAUUUGGAUAUUGAUUUGAGUCCAUUGGUGAUCGAUGAUUGCAUAUCAGAAAGACCGGCCGAGGAAAGAACAUCUUUCCCAAUGAUAUUGUACAGUGUUUACGGUCUUCUAUUUCACAUGGGGUACCUAUUGAACAGGUCUGAUGUUGAUGAAGAGGAAGAAGAUGACGAGGAUGUGUCGCUCAGUGUCGUGUACAAUGAUAACCUAGAAGAAGAAAGCUCCGCAAGUUCCUUAUACGACGACGGGGAAGUAGAAGAGGAGGAGGAUUUGGACGAGGAGGAGGGCGAGGGUGAAAAUGACGCCGACGGCGAUCACAAUGCGAAGUUACGAGACGGCGAAGACAACGCAGACGGCGAGCCUGAAGAAAGCACUCGGGGUAAAAAGCGAAAACAUGAGGAUGACGACGAUAAUUGAGAGUUGCCUUAAGCGGAGUUAUCUUACUAGUUUUGUAAGUGUACAGCGCUCCGAUGCAUCGGACAAUAAACCCGAUCACAGUCACGGUACAUUACAGUCAUCCCCUAGACUAGUUGUCAUUUGUGAGAUUGAUAUGUCACCCAAUGAGGCUAGGCUUGGCCGCUUUCAUUAGUGUUAACCACGUCCGCCGGACGUUACCGAUUUUAAAUUUUAAAACAAAUAUUUCUAUCAUUAAUUAAUGUUGAUGUCUAUUAUGUGGAAUCUGUAGUUUGUUGUCCGAAGUUAAUGUUUCAAUUAAAUUGUUUAUGUAAUAAUCAUUUUUUAUUCUAUUGACAGGCUUAAUUUUAGUCUUAUCAUUGAAAUGGAAGUGCAUGAUUAUAGGAUUAUUAUAGCUCUCAUUCGAUCUAAAGAAAAUUCGAUGAUUUGUAUUAAUUAGCUGUAAGUGGAAGAAACAUGAAUAAAUUGUUACGAAAGUAAUUAAUGCCCUUGGAAUCCAAUAAAACACAAUUCUGAUGUGGGCACCGCCUGUUUUUAAUGACCAAAUUAGACUGAUAAAGACAUACUAAGAAAAAUAUAAAAAUGCUAUGACUUGAAAGUCAAUUUUAAUAUAGAUAAUUAUUUAAUAUUAACACUGUCAACAAUUUUCAAUGAAACAAUGCAAGUUAUUUAUCAGAGCAUUUUUAUUAUCAGGAAGCAAUGUUCCCAUUAGCAAGUCCUUUGUGUUACUUACAAUAUUAACAAUUUAUUUUAUCAGCAUUAGUUGCCUCGCGCAGUAAAGUAAGCUUAACAUUUUGUAUGAAGUAAUUUUAUGAUAGGAUAUGCAUCAAAACGGAAAAACGCAAAACCGUUAAAGGAGGAACGCUAAUGUAAAUAAUUUCAAUUUUAUUUUGUAAUCUCACUAAUGAUAACUGAGAAAGUUCAGUGAUCCAAAAAUUAAUUCCAACGGGCGUAGUGUGAAUAUCAUAAACCAAUUAAUUAUCUAGAUCAAAUCUUUGACAUCUCAUGAGUUCAGAGAGUAUUUUUCUACAAUAUUUUUAAAUCUAAUUGAAAUGCACUUAUGGAAUAUCAAUGAAGUGUUUGGUUGAUGCAUCAUGGUGUACGUGCCAGAAAUGUUGAGAAUAAUUUUAGUUAAUAAUUUUAUUAUAUUAUGUAAGUCAUUAAGUUUAAGUAAUUUACAACUUGGCCUGUUGAUAUAUAUUAUAUAAUCCUAUUAAGACUUUAUUUCUGGGAUUGUAAAAUAAAAACUACACAUAA
Molecule: messenger RNA, 2285 nt
Organism: Manduca sexta (tobacco hornworm)
Lineage: Eukaryota; Metazoa; Arthropoda; Insecta; Lepidoptera; Sphingidae
Gene: Mapmodulin
Product: acidic leucine-rich nuclear phosphoprotein 32 family member A
Exons: 7
Coding region: 105-1031 (308 amino acids)
Cellular component (GO): nucleus
Molecular function (GO): histone binding
Source: RefSeq, a predicted model, not a curated record